Molecule: messenger RNA, 2478 nt
Organism: Menidia menidia (Atlantic silverside)
Lineage: Eukaryota; Metazoa; Chordata; Actinopteri; Atheriniformes; Atherinopsidae
Source: the annotation of a GenBank genome assembly
AUGGACAAGACGGCCGUAGUGAAGGUCGGAGCCGCGGCCAGCGCCAGCGUAUGUGCCCUGUUCGGUGGCGUGGCGUUAGCCCAGUAUAUCGUUGCCAAGAAGAAGCGAGCCGGGAAGAAAACCAGGAUCAUAGAGAUGAUGCCUCAGUUUGAGAAACCCACAGUCCACAUGAGGGACCCUGAGAGGGUGGAGCAGAUCAUUUGUGGCCUCAUCAAAGGAGGAGCCUCUAAACUGCAGAUCAUCACAGACUUUGACAUGACGAUAAGCAAAUUUGCUGUCAAUGGCAAACGCUGUCCAACGUGUCACAAUAUCAUAGAUAACUGCAAACUGGUGACAGAAGAGUGCAGGCAGAAGCUGCUGCAGCUGAAGAAUAAAUACUACCCCAUUGAGAUUGACCCUCAACUCACCAUGGAGGAGAAGUAUCCAUUCAUGGUGGAGUGGUAUUUUAAGUCCCACUCACUACUCGUAGAGCAGCGGCUGGAGAAGGACAAACUUCCAGAGGUGGUGAGGGAGUCUGAUGUUGCUCUCAGAGAAGGCUUCGAGCUGUUCUUCGACUGCCUGCAUCAGCACAAAGUGCCUGUCUUCAUUUUCUCCGCCGGCCUGGGAGAUGUCCUGGAGGAAAUCAUCCGCCAGGCCGGGGUCUACCACCCCAACAUCAAAGUCGUCUCCAACUUCAUGGACUUCGAUGAGAACGGAGUCCUGAGGGGGUUCAAAGGUGAGCUGAUCCACGUGUACAACAAGCACGACGGCGCCCUGCGGAACACGGAUUACUUCAAGCAGGUGAAAGAGUUCAGCAACAUCAUCCUGCUGGGUGACUCGAUGGGAGACCUGAGCAUGGCAGACGGCGUCCCGAAUGUGGAGAACAUCCUCAAAAUCGGCUUCCUCAAUGACAAGGUGGAAGAGCGACUGGACAAAUACCUGGACUCUUAUGACAUCGUCCUCGUGAAGGACGAAACUCUGGAAGUGCCCAACGCCAUUCUCCAGAAAUGGUGGUCAGCAGCUCUUGGCGAGGGCGAGGAGUUUGACCAGGGAUGCUUGUGCGUUGGAGAUGUGGACAACAGUGGUACAGGACACGACAAAAUUGUGGUGGGCAGCUACAUGGGGAUGCUACGGAUGUUCUCUCCUCAUCCCAAUAAGCUGAAGGAAGGGGGGCAAGCUGAUGCCCAGCUUCUAGAAGUUCAGCUCCAAAAUGCCAUCAUCCAGGUUGAACUCGGAAAGUUUGUCUCGUGUUCAGAUCUCCUUCACCUGGCUGUUCUUCACCCCAGAAAGCUGUCGGUGUAUUCUGUCUCAGGUACUGCAGGGAACGUGGAUCAUGGAGACCAGUACCAGAUGAAGUUGGUUUACGAGCAUAACCUGCAAAGAACUGCGUGCAACAUGGCUUAUGGGACAUUCGGAGGAGUCACAGGUCACCAUUCCCUGUGCAUUCAGUCUAUGGACGGGAUGCUGAUGUUUUUCGAGCAGGACAGCUACUCUUUCGGUCGGUUCCUCCCCGGUUUUCUGCUGCCCGGUCCACUGGCCUACAACCCCAGAACGGACAGCUUCCUCACCGUGUCUUCUGCUCGGCAGCUGGAGAGCUACAAGUACGAAACUCUGGCUGUGGCUACAGAUGCAGAGACUCGGCAGGAUUCUGAUUUGCCCCUCAAGACAGCAGGCAAGAGGCUGACGCCUGAUUGGAUGUUGGUCCUCGGAGAGCAGGCCCUGGAUCUGUCCGUGUCCUCCUUCUCCCACUCCUCUUCCUCCAUCCUUGUUCUGGGCGAGAGGAACCUCUUCUGCCUCCGCGACAAUGGACAGAUCCGCUUCAUGAAGAAGUUAGAAUUCAACCCAAGCUGCUUCCUCCCCUACGCCGCAGUGACAGACGGCACCAUAAACCUGCUGCUAGGUAACCACACCAACAUGCUGCUGGUUUACCAGGAUGUGUGUCUGAAGUGGGCAGCUCAGCUCUCUUUUGUGCCUGUGGCUGUUCGAGUUGCCAACUUCCCGGAGCUGAAGGGAGCUGUGGUCAGUCUGAGCUCUGAUGGUCAUCUUUUGUGCUCAUAUAUGGGUACAGACCCCUCCUUCUUCUCCACCCCUAAAGUCGAUGCCAGGGAAGUAGACUAUGAACAGGUGGAUGCUGAAAUGAAGAAACUGCAAAGGUAUAUCAGAGAAGCCACCAGGACCGAAGAUAUCCUGCCUAUGACUGAAGCUGUGGACCUGUUUGUCACAGCUACUGUGUCCUCCAGCAUGGACAAACCAUCGCAGGCCGUGAUCCAAGAUAUCGAUGGUCUGCCUGUUCCUUCAGUGACCAUACAGGUAAAAGUGAAGGCCAACACUGCGGUGCAGUCCCCGAAGCUGUCCGUCUGUGUCCAGCCCCCUCUGGCUGUCACUCAAGACCACUUUGUGCUGGAGCCCAUGGGUCAGUUCAUAGCAGCUAUUCUUUGUUUGUGUGUGCGUGGUUUUGUGCGUGUACAUGUGGACUGGAAAUCUGUUUUGACUCUGUGA